Polistes dominula (European paper wasp) is the source of this 403-nucleotide messenger RNA. RefSeq names its product ATP synthase, subunit E (gene ATPsynE). Lineage: Eukaryota; Metazoa; Arthropoda; Insecta; Hymenoptera; Vespidae. Gene Ontology annotation, biological process: proton motive force-driven ATP synthesis. Gene Ontology annotation, cellular component: proton-transporting ATP synthase complex. Gene Ontology annotation, molecular function: proton transmembrane transporter activity. The record is from RefSeq and is a predicted model, not a curated record.
ACUGCUGGUAGUAUAGUACAGAAACAUUGUAAGACGACCUAGACAGACGUCAGUAACAAAAUGUCGUCCUCCGUUGAACUUAAUCCGAGACCCGUCCGGGUAUCUCCUUUAAUAAAGUUUUCACGAUGGACAUUUCUUACUGUGGGAAUAUUAUAUGGAGCUUAUUUUCAACGUAAAUUUAGUAGAAUAGAAAAUACUCGUAGAGAGAAAGAAGAAAGAGAGAGACCAGCACGAGAAGCAAGAGAAGCAGUUGAGAGAGCUAUAAGAUUAGAAGCUGAAAAGAAGAUGCUAGAUGACCUUCUACAAACAAAUAAGUAAUUUUAUGUAUACUAUUCCUAGUGCAUCAUUAAUGGAAACUAUCUUCAUGUAAAUAAUAAUAAUAAAAAUAUUAUAAUAUUCAAUA